This is a messenger RNA of Rotaria sp. Silwood1, 546 nucleotides long. The record is from the annotation of a GenBank genome assembly. NCBI's taxonomy places the organism in Eukaryota, Metazoa, Rotifera, Eurotatoria, Philodinida, Philodinidae.
AUGAAGGACAAUUCUAACCAAGAUAAUUAUGAUGUUCAAAGCAUAGAUAAUUGUAAUAACAUAUAUCAACAACCGAUUACUCAUCAAACAAUUAUUAUUAAAAAUCUUGAACAAUCAUUGAAACAGAAUAAAAUAUUAAUUAACGAAAAAUUUAUUUCAAAUUAUUAUCAAUGGUCAUUAUAUGAUAUUAAAAGUGCUCAUGAUGAUCUUUUUAAUAAAAUGUCUUCGGAAUAUUUACAAAAAUUAUUUUAUUCUCAAAAUUCUAAACUUGAAUCAUUAUCUUAUUUUAAUUGUAAGAAAAUUGGUGAAUAUUCAUUAAUGUACGAUCGAAUUAUACAUGGAGAUUAUAUUUAUCCCUUACAACAUUUUGGUACUAGUCAAAUAAAUAAACUACAUCCUUUACGUAAUUCAAUACCAUGUGAAGAAACAUUUCGAUGGAUGCCAGUUCGUUCAUCAUCAAUGAUUGGAAGACGAGUUCAUUUACCAUUAGAUUUAUUUUAUACUACAUCAAUUUUUAAUCAACAAAAAAAAAUCAUUAGAAAUUAA